Nymphaea colorata (pocket water lily) is the source of this 1407-nucleotide messenger RNA. Its product is annotated as outer envelope pore protein 16-3, chloroplastic/mitochondrial-like. Lineage: Eukaryota; Viridiplantae; Streptophyta; Magnoliopsida; Nymphaeales; Nymphaeaceae. Gene Ontology annotation, biological process: protein insertion into mitochondrial inner membrane. The record is from RefSeq and is a predicted model, not a curated record. The coding region runs from base 93 to 416 and encodes 107 amino acids. Gene Ontology annotation, cellular component: TIM22 mitochondrial import inner membrane insertion complex. Gene Ontology annotation, molecular function: transmembrane protein transporter activity. The transcript has 2 exons.
UUCACCCCCUCGAUUGGAGCGGGUGAAAUUUCACCCCCUCGACAACCAUCCUUUCGACGGAGCUUAGGGAGUUGGCCGAUGACGCCUCGCCAAUGAUGAAGACGGCCAAGGGUGCGACGUCCGGCCUCUUCGCAGAGACCAUCUGGGGCACCAUCGUCGCAACCUGGUAUGACGUCGCCAGAGUUGAACGGAGCGUUGCCCUUCCCGGCCUUAUCCGGACGGUGAAGCUCAUGGGAAACUAUGGCCUGACAUUCGGGGCGAUCAGCGGCAUCUACAUUGGAGUGGACCAGAUGGUCGAGAAGGAUAGGAUGAAGAAAGAUUUCAUCAACAGCGCAGUGGGUGGAUUCGUUGCCGGCGCUUCUGUCUUGGGAUUCAAAGGGAUUGUUUGGGCUCGCCUGUGCAUCAAACAUGGUUAAAUUUACCAUGUUAAAUUCUUCCUGUGCAUCAAACAGAGCUUCAGAUUGAAAGAGAGAGAUCCUGUAAAUUUUUUAUGGUUAAAUUUACCAUGUUAAAUUCUUCCUGUGCAUCAAACAGAGCUUCAGAUUGAAAGAGAGAGAAAUUUCAUCCUGUAAAUUUUUUAUGCAAGAAAAAAAGUUACCUGCAUUGCUCUAGCAUAACACAAAGGAUACAAGAGACCACCCCUUUCAAGCGAGGAUCAUCUGUAGGUCCCACACGAAUGGCCCAUGCGCCCUCCAUAAAUUCAUUGGCAAAACCAUGCAAGCCUAGUGAGAUGUUGAUACGAGGCGUCCGGCAUUAAACUAAUUAAUAUGUGAGGGGCAAUUGUUUAAGGGUAUUUUAUUUUUUAUGUAAGGGCAUUUUCAUCUUUUUGUUCUAAUGCAGGCGCAUUUUAAUAUUUUAGCACUCGAGGGCCUCACGGAUUUGAAUCUGCUUGGGGCACAUCUUCCCCUUAACUUUCCCAAGAGCUCUUUCUUAACACGUAUGUUAUAUUUUAGUACUUCUCCAAUCGGUCCUUCAAGACACGAUUUCCGUGACUUAGUGGACCGAGUAAUGGAAGUGAUCAACGGACCAAAAGCUGUGCAUUUAGGGCAAAUAAGUAAAAUAUACAUACACGGUAAAGGGGAUUUUUUGCUUGUCCUUUAUUUCUAAGUGUUCUUAAAGAGGGGAACCUUUUAGCGCGCGCCUCUCUACCUCUUGGGGGAACAGCGCUUCCUCGUAAAGCAAGCCUGUUAGAAUACAAGUUAAAAACGGAAUACCUCCUACCCCUGGGGUCCGUGAGUGCUUUGAAAUAUAGGUAGGAAAGCAAGCCUGUUAGAAUAUAAAUUAAAAAGGAGAUACCUCCUGCCCUCAGGGUUGGAGAGUGCUUUGAAAUAUAGGUAGGAAAGCAGGCCUGUUAGAAUAGAAUUGAAGUGUCGUACAUCUAUUGUUGACAGUCAAUAAGAGCUUGUA